Molecule: messenger RNA, 1653 nt
Organism: Microtus oregoni (creeping vole)
Lineage: Eukaryota; Metazoa; Chordata; Mammalia; Rodentia; Cricetidae
Gene: Loricrin
Product: loricrin cornified envelope precursor protein
Exons: 1
Coding region: 84-1418 (444 amino acids)
Cellular component (GO): cornified envelope
Molecular function (GO): structural constituent of skin epidermis
Source: RefSeq, a predicted model, not a curated record
GCUUUUUUUGCAGCAUCCUCUUGCCGCUGAUCUAAUGAUGCUCUUCUGCACUUCCUCCAGGUUUCCCCUUCUCCUUAAACAAGAUGUCGCACCAGAAAAAGCAGCCCACUCCCUGUCCUCCCGUUGGUUGUGGAAAGACCUCCGGUGGAGGAGGCGGUGGUGGCGGCGGCAGUGGCGGCGGCGGCUGCGGCUACUAUAGCGGAGGUAGCGGCGGCGGCUCUAGCUGCGGCGGUGGCUCAUCUGGAGGUGGCUCCAGCUGCGGAGGCGGUGGCUCCUACGGAGGUGGUUCCAGCUGUGGCGGCGGAGGCGGCUCCGGUGGAGGAGUCAAGUACUCCGGAGGCGGCGGCUCCAGCUGUGGGGGCGGCUACUCCGGGGGCGGUGGCUCCAGCUGUGGCGGCGGCUACUCCGGGGGCGGCGGUGGCUCCAGCUGCGGUGGCGGCUCGUCCGGAGGCGGCUCUAGUUGUGGAGGCGGUGGCGGCUCUGGUGGGGGCGUGAAGUACUCCGGUGGCGGUGGCGGCUCCAGCUGCGGUGGCAGCUACUCAGGCGGGGGCGGCGGCUCCAGCUGCGGAGGCGGAUCAGGAGGCGGCGGCUCCUACUGCGGAGGCUCUUCCGGAGGCGGCGGCGGUGGCUGCGGCGGCGGUUCUGGAGGGAGCAAGUACUCCGGCGGCGGCGGCUCCAGCUGCGGUGGCGGCGGCUACUCCGGCGGCGGCGGCUCUAGUUGUGGCGGCGGCUACUCCGGCGGUGGCGGAUCCAGCUGCGGAGGCGGCGGCUACUCCGGCGGCGGCGGCAGCAGCUGCGGUGGCGGCGGAGGUGGCUCCUCCGGGUCGGCCCAACAGUAUCAGAGCCAGAGCUACGGCGGCGGCUCCAGCUGCGGUGGUGGCUACUCGGGUGGUAGCGGCUCCAGCUGCGGAGGUGGCGGCGGCUCCAGCUGCGGAGGUGGCUCCUCCGGUGGCGGCUCCAGCUGCGGCGGCGGCGGCUAUUCCGGUGGUGGCGGCGGCAGCUGCGGCGGCGGCUCCUCCGGUGGCGGCGGGGGCUACUACUCGUCGCAGCAGACCAGCCAGUCCUCCUGCGCCCCCCAGCAGAGCUACGGAGGGGGCUCUUCAGGCGGAGGUGGUAGCUGCGGAGGUGGAUCCUCUGGCGGCAGCGGCGGCUGCUACUCCUCUGGCGGCGGCGGCUGCGGUGGAGGCUACUCCGGUGGCGGCGGCGGCUGCGGCGGCGGCUCCUCUGGUGGCAGCGGUGGCUGCGGCGGCGGCUCCUCCGGGGGUGGCGGCGGUGGCUGCGGAGGCGGCUACUCCGGGGGCGGCGGCGGCUCCAGCUGCGGCGGUGGCUCCUCUGGGGGCGGCUCUGGAGGUGGCAAGGGCGUCCCGGUCUGUCACCAGACCCAGCAGAAGCAGGCGCCUACCUGGCCCUGCAAGUAAGGUCCUCAGGUUGCCACGGAGACGAAGGAUCUGGAGCUGUUCUCCAUGGGCGCCGACGGGCUUAGCUUUCUCAUGAGAUUGCCUGAGGUUUCCAGAUCCUUCACCCCUUAACACUCCCCCUGCCCCAGAAGAAGCCUUCGAGUCACUCAAACUGCAUCUUGUUCUGCAGAGUUUCCAUCUUGGUUUCUGAAUGUCUACCUCCCAACUCCAGUGCCUCCUCAGUCAAUAAAUUUGC